Branchiostoma floridae (Florida lancelet) is the source of this 3627-nucleotide messenger RNA. Its product is annotated as golgin subfamily A member 5-like. The transcript has 17 exons. The record is from RefSeq and is a predicted model, not a curated record. Gene Ontology annotation, biological process: Golgi organization; retrograde transport, vesicle recycling within Golgi. Lineage: Eukaryota; Metazoa; Chordata; Leptocardii; Amphioxiformes; Branchiostomatidae. Gene Ontology annotation, cellular component: Golgi cisterna; Golgi membrane. Bases 179 to 2479 code for a protein of 766 amino acids.
CGUCGACGGCCAUGCUGAUGUCAAAGGUGAAAGCUCGAAGUUCACUCUGACGUCACGAUUUACACGUCGCCAUGUUUUCGUCCGCUGGAGAGUCCAAGUACGAGCAAACUUUCCCUUUCUAGGUGUUAAAAACCCUGUAGCUGAUUACCAACUGAAAGGGUGAGGUGAAGUCUCAGCCAUGUCUUGGAUAUCAGACUUUGCUGGUAAAGCUGAGGCACUCCUGAAUAAGGUUGACCAGACUGCUGCCCAGGCCCUGCAGGCUGAGGGGGAGGGAGAGACGGGGAAGUCCGUGCCCAGCCAGCCAGCCCCAGGGGUGCAGAGGAGCCACCAUGUGGAGACGGCCAGGUAUGAGAGGCCCGGACCUCCUGAACCACCCCGGAUGGAGACACAGGCUCUGCACACCUCAGCAAGUAUGGUGAGCCUGUCCAGCCCUCGGACAGCCAGCGGGAUUCCCCGCGUCCCCAGCCUAGGGACAAUCUCCCAGGGCUCCCCACAGAGGGCUUAUGGGAGGAAGAAACCUAGGGACGAAGAUGAGAAACUUUUUGAAUUCCUUAAUAGCCCAAACACCUUUCCAGCAGCGGAGAAGAAAAGGGAUGUCACAAGGGCCGCUGAGCCCAGUUCCACAGGUGGGAAGCACUCCAGACAAUCCAGUGAUUCCUCCUCAGUGUCAGCAUACACAGAAGGCAGUACAUCGUACAGCUCCAUGGCAGUGGAGGCAAAGGAGAAUGUGAUGCCUACCCCCUCUGUGCAGCAGACUGGGAGUGGGGAAAUGUCCCAGACUGUGACAGACAUCAGUGAGCCCCCAUCCAGCGAACCUACAACAAAUGGUAGUUCUGAUGGCAGUGAUGGCUUGCCAACCAGCAGUGAGUCCAGUGAUGACCAGCCUCUCAGACAACAGGUAUCCUCCUUGACACUGGAGAACAACCUGCUAAGGUCAGAGGUGGCCUCCCUGAACCAGGAGAUGACCUCCCUCAUCCAGAGGUGCAAGGCUGCCCAGGAAGAAGUGACACGUACCAAACAGCGACUGGACACCAUGUCGUCAGGGGCGUCCCAGACAGACAGGAUUAUCCGUGAGCUGCGGUCACGAGAGGAGGACCUGACGGAGGCCAUCACCACCAAGGAUGCCCAGCUGGCCGUACUGAAGGUCAGGCUGGACGAGGCUGACCAGGAACUCAAGGCCAAGAGGACCAUGGUGGAAGAGCUGCAGAGUGAGAAGGACAGGAUCCUGAGAGACCAUAGUGAUUCCAGUGGGAUCCACAGCCAGGCAUUGGACAGUCUGAGGGAGAAGCUGCAUGAGGCAGAGGCUGCCCUGAAGAGAGAACAGGAGUCUUACAAAAUAGCUCAGAAUGAGGCCAUGGAAAGACAACACAAGCUGGAGGCAGACAGACACAGUAUGGCUGAGUCUCUCACAUCUGCACAGAAACAGGUCCAGGACGACAAGAAGAGGAUAUCAGAUCUGACUGUACACAUGGAGAAGGCUAAGGCCACGGCAGAGUCAGCCAGACAGGAGCUGUCAGAUUACAAGCAGAAGGCAACACGGAUUCUACAGUCGAAGGAGAAGCUGAUCAAUAGUCUUCGUCAAGGCGGUAGUGAAGUGGAUUCUGGAGCUGCAGGAGCAGGGGCUAGUGUGGGGCUGGAGUUGGAGGAGCUGAGACAUGAGAGGGACCUACAGAGAGAAGAUAUCCAACACCUCAGUAUGCAGCUGGACCAGGCCAGGCUGGAACUACAGGAACAAGAGUCCCAGCUCCAGUCAGAGAUUGAUAUGUCACGUCACCAGAUCAGAGAACUUGAGGACCACAUGUCUCAGGAGAAACAGCUGAGGGAAGAUGCUGAGACAGAACUUGCCAGCCUGAAGCAGGAAAUGCGUUACAUCCAAGAAGAAAUGGUGAAACAAAAAACAACCUUCCAAACAAGACUGAAGGACCGAGAAGAAGAGAUUCAGAAGCUAAGGAACCAGAUGACAACCAAGGCAAUGAGCACUACAACCCAGAGUGAGCUGGAGGGGCGGCUGCACUCCCUCACGGAGAGCCUCAUUCAGAAACAGACCAUGCUGGAAGCCCUCAGUACAGAGAAGAAUUCCCUGGUGCUACAGCUAGAAAGGCUAGAGCAACAAUACCGAGCAGCCCAGCCUCUGGCAGGCAAACAUCCUGGCCACACUGUCGUUGGUGGGAUGGAUGAGGAGGAUGCCACUGUUCCUCUUGCAGGUGCCCGAGUCCGCUCUGCCCCUUUCUUACAAGUGGACCCGUCAGGCACAAGUCCCAUCAACAGAGUCAAAAGGGCUGCCAACAGUAUAGACAAAUUCAGUAUUCGUCUUGGAGUCUUCCUGAGAAGAUAUCCCACAGCAAGGCUCUUUGUCAUCUUGUACAUGGUGUUGCUGCACCUGUGGGUGAUGAUAGUACUGCUGACCUACACACCUGAGAUCCACACAGGUGAACAGUUCCACUCAGACUUAAAGCAGCCUCACCCUGACCAGCCAUAAAAAAAGACUUGUCUGCUAUCCUGUAUUAGAUAUACACAUCAAGCUGGAUUUUAUAUAAAUUACUCACAUAUAAAAGUAUAUCUGGAAAUGAUAUGUGUCAAUAAUGAGUGAAGAUAAACCUGGGAAACAAAGCAACAAAUAUUGUACAUCUCAAUAAUGUGCAAUGAUCCAAGGUGUCCAGACAUGUUCUAAUAUUGGUCCAUGAUAGAUUUAAGUAUAAUUAUUAUGUAGUGUGGAAAAUAACAGAAAAUGAGCCACUUGCAUAUUACAAUAUAUUCCAGUCAUGUAAAAAGUGCUUGGCAGUGUGAUGUCACAUGUGGGAAAUACAUGUAUGUGUAUAUCAUCAACCACAGUAUGUGCAGUUAUUGUCAUAUUACAUUUCUUGUAGCUACAUGAGUAAGACAGGUGUUGCCACUGCCAACACUAGGCCAUGGUAUGCUUUCUUAAGCUAAGCUCUCUUUUUGAUGUAUAAAAGCAGUGUUUGUGUGUGGUGAUCAAUAGCACACAAGUAUGUAAGGGGACAGACCAAGGACUUGUUUAUUUGCCCAACUGGACACUGAUUGGAAAGAGGUUUAUUCAACAUGUCAUCAUGGAAUCGCUGAUUACACAUGCCAAUGGCUCACUCUUUUGUGUGGUAUAUUUGUUGGUGGCCUCAUCAGAUGCUUUGUAAUUAAGUAUUUAUGCUUUGGAGCAUGUGCUUCAUUAUGUUAAUAAAGCAAGUGGGGUUUUAGGGUAAACAGAGAAAAUCGUUAUCAUGUCCGGACUGUAACAUGCAAAUUGUACAUGUAAAUAUUAUAUAGUCAGUACAGUGUAAAUAACUGUAAGCUAAUCUAAAUAGGGGAUCUGUCUCCAGGAGGCAUUUCCUACCAUUCACAAAGCAAGUCAUAUAGCAACAUUGUUACACGUUUAAGUGCUGUUCUCAUGAGAUGCGUAGUUACAGUACUGCAAGGCCUGCAACAUCAGCUUACUUCUUGACUACACUGAAUACACAUGAACAUUGAACAGCAGUCUCCAAUAUUGAUAAUAUGUAUCUGAACAUGUAAUACAUGUACAUAGUUGCUUCUCCGCAAGGUUACUAGUUAUGCUGCUUAGCUAUCACCAUUUACAUGUACCUUGCAAUCUUGAAAUAAAGUGUUUCUGUAAAAGGA